Molecule: messenger RNA, 675 nt
Organism: Galdieria sulphuraria
Lineage: Eukaryota; Rhodophyta; Bangiophyceae; Galdieriales; Galdieriaceae
Product: nucleic acid binding protein / zinc ion binding protein
Exons: 1
Coding region: 5-649 (214 amino acids)
Molecular function (GO): zinc ion binding; nucleic acid binding
Source: RefSeq, a predicted model, not a curated record
AAGAAUGACAAGUGAUAGCUUCGAGAAAAAGUAUGUCUAUGUUUUAAAGUUGCAACAAAAUAAAUGGUAUAUUGGGUCUACCACCAACAUAAAGCAGAGAAUAGCUCAACACUGUCAGGGAACUGGCUGUGCUUGGACGUCAAGAUAUCCAUUCUUGGAAUUAUUUGAUUGUCAACUACAGAGAGAUGGUUGGCACGAAGAGAACUUGACAAAAGAAUAUAUGCUACGUUAUGGAAUAGAAAACGUUCGAGGAGGUCCUUAUACCAAUUUGGAACUUACGGAAGAGGAAAAAGAAGUUAUUCAAAGAGCUUUAGACGCCUUUAGAGGUGCUUGUUAUCUUUGUGGUUCUAGAGGGCAUUUAGCUGCAGAAUGUCCAACUUGUGAUUUCAAGUGCAGUGAAUCAGCAAAAGACUUUGAGUAUAGCGAAAGUCAAGCUUGUUUUCGUUGUGGAAGAUGGGGACAUUAUGUUGCAGACUGUUAUGCAACAACUCAUCGCAAUGGUCUGUCAAUUGAUUCUCGUAGAACAACUAGUUCAAACGAAACUUUCUUCGCAGACUCGAAUACUUGUUUUCGUUGUGGAAGAUGGGGACAUUAUGUUGCAGACUGUUAUGCAACAACUCAUCGCAAUGGUCAAAGAAUUGAUGAAUAAACCCUAAUAAACCCUACAGCCAGCAA